Suillus paluster is the source of this 1167-nucleotide messenger RNA. RefSeq lists its product as uncharacterized. Lineage: Eukaryota; Fungi; Basidiomycota; Agaricomycetes; Boletales; Suillaceae. Bases 1 to 1167 code for a protein of 388 amino acids. The transcript is spliced from 4 exons. The record is from RefSeq and is a predicted model, not a curated record.
AUGACCACUGUGGAUCCUGAUGAUCUCUUGGGUAACACAUCUUUCAAGCCUAUCCUGGCUGAUCCAUUGCUUCCUACCAUAUCUGAGAUGAAAGCUACUUGUGAUCGGCUCAUCAAUGAUCUUAAGGCCAAGUCCAUCAUUACUCAUUGUCUCUCUGCCUCUGUUAAACAGCUCAUCUCGACUAGUCAUAAGUUGACUGCUUGUGACUCUUGGCAGACUCUUGCAGACCAUUUUGGAUGGGAUCUCAACAUGUUGUUUCAUUGUGUGCUCCAUGAGUGCCUGCUUCACAUGGGGGCAGUUUACACUGAUGCUGAGGCAUUCAAGGCUCUCGUCACUCUGGCUCUCCCCAUGCAUGCUCCUGUUGUCACUGCCACUAUCUCGCCUUCUGCAUCUGCAUCUGCCACUGCUGGCUCUUCUUCCACUGUAGGCUCCUCAUUCUCCUUCCCUCCACAUCUGCCUUUGAUGCCUGUGUUGCCUGUAUUUUGGCUGAAGCUGCUUGUAUUCUUGAUGAACAUGCUCUUGCUGGUGGUGCACCUGGCUUGGAGUAUGCGAACACUUCUUCAUAAGCACCACCACAAUCCUGAGGGAGUUUUCUGUACUACUGUUGGUUGCAAUAAGGGAGACCAUGAUCAUGCACACUGCUACAUGAAGGGUGGUGGCAUGGAAGGUCAAGCUCCCUGGAUGAAGGGGAAAAAGAAAAAGAAAGAGACAGCCACUGCUGUGGUCAUUCCUCUUCCCAUCCCAACACCAGCUGCUCUCCCUCCCUCUACUGCUAUCUCUGCCUUUGCAGGCACUCAGCAUGCAGCUGAUUCAUUCCUUGCAGACCUUUCCUGUGCCUCCAUCAUUGAGGUACCUAAUGCAGGCUCUGGUGCUGACAUGUUUCCCACCAUGGACACCACAGUUCUCUCUUGCAUCAUCACUGCAGGCUUUAAUGCCAUCCUUGACUUGAGGACCAUGACCACUCUCAUCCAAGACCAUUCUUACUUCUGGUCUUACUCUACUGCUGAUGCUGUCACUGUUUGCACUGUGAACCAUGGCAGCUUGAGUACCUCUGGUCAUGGUGACUGUGUUGCCAUACUGUUAAUUGGUGACAACAGACAUUGUGUUCAUCUCUUGAACUGCCUACAUGCACUGUUUGUGAUGUUGAACCUGCUCUCUGUGGGCUAG